GCGAAAGUCAGUCUUCGUUCUGUCUUGCAAAGUUAUUCAACAACAAGCACAAAACGAAAUGUCGUCUGCUGCUACUGCUUCAAAGGACGCCAAACAGGAGCCCGCGACCGCGAACGUCGACUUGCUCGAAGAGGACGACGAGUUUGAAGAGUUCCCUCAAGAAGAGUGGAACGGCUCGGCAGAGGACAAGACCGACCAACAACUUUGGGAGGACAACUGGGACGAUGAUGCAGCAGAGGACGAUUUUGCAAAGCAACUCCGAGCUGAGCUUUCACAAUCAACGGCCAUGGCGCAAUAACUGAAGCGCGAAGCUGUUUCUUGUUCGACUUGUUGUUUUGUUUGAUUUGCGCGGUGUUUGUGUUUGCCAACCAUUCCUGUUUUACUGCACAUGUGAAUGAUAUUGCCUUCCUCUUGCUAUCUUGCUGGCCCAACGUAUCACUAGAAACCAGAGUUCUCGUUCAAAAUGCUCAAACCCCU
This is a messenger RNA of Capsaspora owczarzaki ATCC 30864, 477 nucleotides long. RefSeq lists its product as hypothetical. The transcript is spliced from 4 exons. The record is from RefSeq and is a predicted model, not a curated record. The coding region runs from base 59 to 298 and encodes 79 amino acids. Lineage: Eukaryota; Filasterea; Ministeriida; Capsasporidae. Gene Ontology annotation, biological process: proteasome assembly; double-strand break repair via homologous recombination; mRNA export from nucleus. Gene Ontology annotation, cellular component: proteasome regulatory particle, lid subcomplex; proteasome complex.